AUGGCCGCCCGCAAUCAAUCAUGGCUUCACCUGUUAUUGGUAUUAUGCUCAAUUCUAGCAAGUGUCGCGGCAAAAACAUCGAAGCUGAGAUACAUUAUGUAUCUGACCGGACAACACAAUGUCGUGCCCGAGUCGCCUUUGGUCGAAAACAUGACCGAAGUGGCUCUCGCUUUCAUGCGAUCUGAUACUUUUAAUAACCCCACGCAAAGCGAAUGGCCGAUCUUCACUACCAUAGAUGAAGUCAGACCCAAGUUCGCCAACGGAACCAUCAUUCAAGUUGCCAUUGGUGGAUGGGGCGACAUCGACGGCUUCUCAGCCGCAGCAAAGACGGAAGAAAGCCGCAAGCUCUUUGCAAAGAAUGUUCGGGCCAUGCUAGAUACGACGGGUGCAGAUGGCAUCGACGUAGACUGGGAGUACGCAGGCGGCAACGGUGAAGACUACAAGCAACCCGGCCACCUCAACAGCGACAAAGCCUGGGAAAUCAAAGCCUACCCCAAACUCCUCGCCGAGAUCCGCGCUGCUGUUGGCCCCAGCAAAGCCAUCACAGCAGCCGUUCCCGGCCUCCCACGUGACAUGCUAGCCUUCACAGCCUCCACCAUCCCCAGCAUCAUGGCCUCAGUCGAUUACUUAAACAUCAUGACAUACGAUUUGUUUAACCGCCGCGACAACGUGACCAAACACCAUACUGGCCUGCAACUCUCCCUCGAAGCCAUAGACGCAUACCUCGCCGCCGGCGUGCCGCCGGAAAAAGCAAAUCUAGGACUAGCUUUCUAUAUCAAGUGGUACAAAACAGCCGCAAACUCUACUUGCAGCACCGAUCCGAUUGGAUGCGCUACAGAGCUCAUGGAAGACCCAGUCACAGGCGCUGAUCUAGGUAAAGCUGGUGCGUUUUCCUGGCACGAUACCGUUCCUCAAGAACUAUCUGCAUCGUUUAACCGCGCCAUGGAAAAGGGUGUGUAUGAUGAGGUAGGUGGUGGGCACUACUACUGGGAUGAGGAGGAGAGGCUGUUUUGGUCUUGGGACACACCUGAUGCUAUCAAACGUAAGAUGCAGAUCAUCAUGACGGAAAAAGGGCUGGGAGGCGUGUUUGCGUGGGGAUUGGGUGAGGAUGCGCCGAAAUUUGAGCAUUUGAAGGCGAGCAACGAGAUGGUGGCUGCGCUGAAUGAGGAGCGUGGAGAACAAAAUGCGAUAGGUCUUAAACAUAGGAGCGAGCUGUAG
This is a messenger RNA of Bipolaris zeicola 26-R-13, 1218 nucleotides long. Its product is annotated as glycoside hydrolase family 18 protein. The coding region runs from base 1 to 1218 and encodes 405 amino acids. The transcript is spliced from 3 exons. Gene Ontology annotation, cellular component: extracellular region. The record is from RefSeq and is a predicted model, not a curated record. Gene Ontology annotation, molecular function: chitinase activity; chitin binding. Gene Ontology annotation, biological process: chitin catabolic process; carbohydrate metabolic process. NCBI's taxonomy places the organism in Eukaryota, Fungi, Ascomycota, Dothideomycetes, Pleosporales, Pleosporaceae.